AAGCGCCAGUACUAUUUAGUUCACGGAAUUGUUGCUUAAGGACAGCCUUGAAAAUAAGAGAGAAAAUUGGGCGCCAGAUCCAAAUGCUUAAAUCUUCAUUUCCAACGAGAAACGGAUAUACAACAGUUGCGGUAAGUGUCGGCGUAAGCAAAAAAGUGAGGGAAUUAGAAGGGUAGUACAGAAGAAACAUAUAUUCGAUCUAACAAGUCCAACAAUAGCUAAUAACAAUGGUUAAAUUCUCUCCCGGGGAUGAGUACAGUAGCAAUUCGAAGAGACCCAGACCAAGCAGUGCUGAAGAAGCUCCACCAGUGAUGCAACAAAGGCAAGAGAGGGGAAUUGGGUUAUCUGGGUCAGAGAGUGACAUGGGCAUCGGCAUGGCUGCUUUCAUUGACCCCGAAACUCUUGAUUGCUGUAUUUGUAUGGAACCCCUUUCAUCCCCCGUGUUUCAGUGCUCAAAUGGACACAUAGCCUGUUCCAAAUGCUGUGAGCUAUUGUACAGUAAAUGCCAUUCAUGUGCUAAGCCUAUUGGAAAGAUCCGUUGUUUGGCCAUUGAAAAAGUGAUUGAGUCUGUUAAAGUGGGCUGCAAAUAUUCUUGUAGUGGAUGUACAGAGUUAGUUAGAUAUCCUGAAAGACGUGAUCAUGAAUCCAAAUGUCGGUAUGCGCCGUACUUAUGCCCUGUUUCGGGAUGCAGUUUUACAGCUUCAUCAAAACUGUUCCCAGAGCAUUUCACAACUGUGCAUGGAGCUACUGCAACACAGUUUAGCUAUGAUGCUUGGUUCACUGUGACAAUGGAUACAGAUGAGCCAUUUUUAAUCCUGGAAGGUGAAGAUAUGGUUUUUCUUCUCCAGAACAAAAUGAAACCUCUUGGAAAUCUAAUUCAUAUAAUCUAUUUUGGACCAGUUUCUUUGGAAGAGCAGUAUUCUUAUCAAAUUGAGAUAAAAAAGGAAAAACGGCGUUUGAUAAUGGAAAGUUUUGCAAGAAGCAUUGUUGGGAUAUGUGAGACUCUUCAGGACUUUCUUCUUGUUCCAAUUGAAACUUAUGAGGAGAAUGGACAAUUUACAUUUGAGAUAUCAUUUCAUCGCUUAUGAAUAAAAAGGGGUGAACAGUGCAUAAAAGUAAAGGAAUGCUAUUAAGCUCCAAAUAGAAUUGUUCUCUGUUUUACUUUUAACCCAUUCUUAGGUCUGUUCUCUUCAGUGAGAUCCAAAUAUGUGAAAGUAUCUCAGGUACGUGCCUGACCGUUGAAUUAUUUUGUUAUUUUAUUUAGGGCAAGUGGCUUUUUUGGGUCAGUCUAUAACUUCAAUGACAUUUUGAGGCCAAAGAGGUCCGAGCAUUGGAUGUCCAGCUGGAAGUGAAGUGCUAGUGUAAAUAAUACAUUAAGCCUUGUGUUCAUUCUACACUACUUGAAAAUUUGAAGCAUCAACCGCACCAUUAGUUUGUCAUGUUAUAAAUGAAGUCUCUUGUUCUUAUGUUA
This is a messenger RNA of Cryptomeria japonica (Japanese cedar), 1471 nucleotides long. RefSeq names its product putative E3 ubiquitin-protein ligase SINA-like 6. The record is from RefSeq and is a predicted model, not a curated record. The coding region runs from base 228 to 1088 and encodes 286 amino acids. Gene Ontology annotation, molecular function: zinc ion binding. The transcript has 2 exons. Lineage: Eukaryota; Viridiplantae; Streptophyta; Pinopsida; Cupressales; Cupressaceae.